Dermacentor silvarum is the source of this 3729-nucleotide messenger RNA. RefSeq names its product nucleolar protein 6. The transcript has 22 exons. Bases 112 to 3648 code for a protein of 1178 amino acids. Gene Ontology annotation, cellular component: UTP-C complex; CURI complex; small-subunit processome. NCBI's taxonomy places the organism in Eukaryota, Metazoa, Arthropoda, Arachnida, Ixodida, Ixodidae. Gene Ontology annotation, biological process: tRNA export from nucleus; rRNA processing. The record is from RefSeq and is a predicted model, not a curated record.
UUCCGGUGGCGCUGCCGUCGUUCUUGUAGCACAUGGCGCGGUUGUGUUUUAGCGUGUUGUCGUGACCGAUAUGAACACGUGUUGACCACUUGCAGCAGUGAUUUACAGGCAAUGAAACGUCCGGCCAAGUCAGCAAAGUCACCGGCGUCGCGGCAGGUCCAGAUGGCACCGUCAAAAUUGAGGAAACCUCCGCCAAAACCACCUUUGCCUGAUCCAGAGUCGGAGGAUGACUUCGAUGAAGAGGACGAGGACUACUCGGAUGGUGACCAGGACAUUUCCCAGUUUCUGGGCGACCUUGGCGAUGACGAUAUCGAACAGGGGACAGAGCACGGGGGAGUUCAGAAACGUGCUGUCGACUCGGCGGCCAACUCGCAGGUUUCGAAGAAGCUCAAGAAGUCCGACCUGUACAAACCGCCAACUGCCGAGGAGCUCAACAACCUCAAGGAGGUCGAGACGCUGUUCCAUUCAAACCUCUUUGGCUUGCAGUUAUCAGACAUGCUGAAGGAGAUUGCCCCGAAGGAGAAGCACAAUCAUCACUUUGAUGCCUGGCUCGGCCUCUUCCGGAAGACGCUUACGACUAUUCCAUCCUGGGACCGCAUUCAAGACAAACCCGAGACCAUGCUAAAGAAAGUGCCACUGCCGCUUCCAAGUGGACUGCCGCGUGACCCGAAGUGCCGGUUCCGUUUCGUGCCUCCCAAGACUGUUCAGGUGGUGGGGAGCCACGCCUUCGGCGGGGCCGUUGGUCCUGAUGCUGUCGUGGACUUAGCCUUAGAAAUGCCUCUGGAGUGCUUCGAAAAGACAGACUUCCUGAACCAGCGCUACCACGUGAAGCGGGCGCUCUACCUCGCCGUCAUAGCGUCUCGUCUUAGGAAGUCGGAGCUCGUUGAAGAGAUGGCGUUCAGCACUCAUCGCGGAGAUGUUGCGGCCCCCACAUUGCUGCUGCGGCCAUCAGGCGAGGCUGGCAAACACUUUCGGGUCCGCCUGCUGCCUUACCCAUGUGCGGAGCAGUUCAAGGAAUCUCGGUUCGUGCCAGCACGCAGCAACCUGCGGGCGUCGUGGUUCUUCAAGGACAACUCCACUGGCACGUCUGACGAGCUGCCAUCACCGCAGUACAAUGCCUCUGUGUUGGCCGACAUGCGCAUGGUGGCCAAUGCAAGAUUCCUCGCCGAGAAGUUAGCACAGGCCCCUGCCCUGGUAGACGCCACUCGCCUGCUGAAGGUGUGGCUAAGGAAACGUCAUCUUGACCAGGGUCCUGGAGCCUUCUCAGGUUUUGAGAUGACCCUGUACCUGGUUCACCUGCUGAUGAAACGCCAGCUGAGCCCGAUGAUGAGCUCGUACCAGGCUGCGCGGUUCGUCCUGCUGACCCUUUCCCGUUCAGACCUCACCACAGAGGACAUCACGCUGUGUACUGAGCCAGUCGCCAAUCAGCCCUCCCUGGAGGACUUCCGUGCGAACUAUCCCCUGGUUCUCGUCGACGCUGGUGGCUUCCUCAACGUCUGUGCAUCAGUGAGCACAGAAGCUUACCUCAGGGUCAAGCACGAAGCCCGUCUGGCAAUCACUUUCCUCGACUCGUGUUCUGCAGACAGCUUUGAAGUGCUCUUCGUGACUCCGCUGCCCUUCGAGCGCACAUUUGACUGCUUCGUGCUGCUUAAUGAGGAGGACUUGGAGUCUGCGGUUGAGGCACAGUCGCUCCGUAAGGAGCUGGCAGAUUUCAGUGGCUCCAAAUCAAGGCCAGUUGCCAAGGCUGUAUGCCAGCUUCUUCGCAGGGGCUUCGGCACCCGAGCUGACCUGGUGUCAACGCGUAUACCUACUCCGUCAGAGUGGAAGAUCAGUCAGGAGCCUCCGGUCGUCCGCGAAUCCCUGGAGAUUGGGCUCCUCCUCGAUGCUGCGCACUGCUACGCCACGGUGGAGCGCGGCCCAGCCGCAGACUCCCCGGACGCGCCCGCAUUUCGGCAGCUGUGGGGAGACCGAUCCGAACUGCGCCGGUUCCCGGACAGCAGCAUCCUGGAAGCGGUCGUCUGGUCGGGCAAGGCUGCCUGUGAGCGUCGCAGCAUCGUGCUCCGGAUUGCACGGCACCUCCUAUCAAGGCAUGCCAACAUCGAAGCAUGCACCGUGGUUGGCGACUUCCUGGAUCCUCUCUUGUGCCCACCGGGUGUCGACUUUUCGUCAUCGCACCCUUACGGCACUGGCGAAGAGCUUGGCGAGGAACUGGUCUCUGUGUAUGACGAACUGGCGCGCUCCCUGCGUCGUCUGCACGACCUUCCGCUUACCGUGUCGUCUGUCAGAGGCACGUCUCCUACCUUGCGCUUGACCGAGGUCUUCCCACCUCUGAAGGGGGCUUUGGCAACAGAUUUCGGCACGGGCUUUGUCCAGGACAACGUCUACACGAUACCCCUUCCGUUCAAGGCCCACGUCCCACACUUCGUACCUAUCUCGACAGUUGUGGUUCACAUGGAAGCCACUGGCAAGUGGCCCGACGACCUGGAAGCCCUGCGCCGCGUGAAGGCCGCGUUCCACCUGACCCUAGCUCGACUCCUGCGCGACAACGAGCACUUGAUCACGGCUGCACACCCGGAGUACGUCGACGUCUUCAAGGGGGGCUUUGUAUUUCGAGUGCGCAUCGCUGCCCACAAGGAGAUUGGGCUAGCGCGGCAGACUGUCGCACCGAACGGUGCCGUCAAGGUCAAGGACACUGAGCUGAGCACCAGGAUUGAGUACGAAACCGAGAUCUUGCCUGGCCUGACCAGCACAUUGCAUGGGCUCCAGCAACAGCACAGCACAUUCAGUGCUGCGUGCCGGCUGGCCAAGCGCUGGGUGGCGUCGCACCUGCUCAGCAACCACGUGUCGGACGAAUGUGUUGAACUGCUCGCCGCUGCUGCCUACGUCUCCCCUGCGCCCUACGUGGUGCCCAACUCGGCAAGACUGGGCUUUCAGCGUUUCCUCGCUCUCCUCGCAAAUCAUGACUGGGCGAGGCAGCCGCUCAUCCUCAACCUGGCCGACAAGUUCACUAAGGACCAAGUGGCGGAGUUGCACUCUACCUUUGUCAACCAGAGGUCAACGUUGCCCCCGAUGUUUAUUGCGACUCCUCUGGAUGGGCGGCAUUCAUCGCUGUGGACGCGGCACUCCCCGACAGGACAAAUAUUGCGACGCCUGACAGCCCUGGCGAGGGAGUCGCUUCGUGUACUGGAGGGGCAAGUCCUGUGUCCCUUCGAAGCUGAUGUCAAGCAAAUUUUCCGGCCACCUCUCGACCCGUAUGACGUGAUCAUCCACCUGGACGAGAAGCGAGUGCCCACCUCUCACAUGGCUGUUGACUGCACCUUCAAGACUGCCCUGAGGCCAUUCAAGGGCGAUGUCCUACCAGUAGUCGCUUUUGACAUUGUGUCACGCUACAUACGGGCUCUCGAGGAUGCAUAUGGACAACUGGCCCUCUUUUUCUACGACCGCUACGGGGGCAACCUAGUGGCCGUCCUAUGGAAGCCAAAUGCCUUUGUACCACAGCCACUGAAGGUGUCCCAUAUUGGAGGCUACAUGCUCAAGGGUAACGACAUGAUGGUACCCAAUGUGGAGGCCAUCUUGGAGGACUUCAGCAUCCUGGGAAAGGGCCUGGUAGAGUCCGUUGAGACAAGGACCACGAAGUGGACCAUCUAGGCGGCACUGUGCAUAGGAAUUAUUUGUAUUUUUAAUUAUCAAACACAGCACUAUGUAAAUAAAUCAAUUCUGUGCAACAAA